GUGCCUGUCGCAGGGCAAUGACGUUGCCGCAGUACAUUGAAGUGGGUGGUAGCUUAGUUUCUUGAUCCUUGCGCUCAGGCGCACCCUGUCAUCAGCGAAUGGACAGGGCACGGUGACCCACCUCCCUCAAGGUACUAGUGGUGUCUGGCAGCAUGCUCAGCGGGCCUGGCUCCAUGCUUCACUCCUGUGCCCUCCCUAUGCCUGGCUAUUACACUUCCUGCUCCUGAAAUACUCACCUGGGGUUGUAUCCCCAUUGCCAAGCAAGGUGUACUAUCAGCAUGCAGUUGUUCAGGACUUUGUUUCUGAAACCAAAUGCCAAAAAUAUAUAUCUUCUAACUUCUUCUGUUCGAUCAUGUAGACAACAAAUAUGGCCUCCUUCCUCCCUCCGCUUUGGAUGUCAAAUCUUAGUGGUGCAUGGACAACAUAAGCAAUGGCUUCAUUCUCCUUCAGGGCAAGAUGUGCCACAAGAAAAAAAAUCUACAACUGCCAGUCCAAAUCAAAGUGAAGAAGAUAUCACAACAAAAAGCCCUUAUGGUGCUACUAAACCUGAAGAGGUUAUAGACUCUGAUCCCUUGCAGGAUAAGUCCAUUGGGCUUUUUCACAGAUUUAAAAAGACUUUUAAACAGCAUGGAAAAGUUCUGAUUCCUGUUCAUCUAGUGACAUCCAGUUUUUGGUUUGGGUCAUUUUAUUAUGCUGCCAUGAAAGGAGUUAACGUGGUUCCUUUUCUGGAACUCAUUGGCCUCCCUGAUGUCGUCAUAAACAUUCUGAAGAAUUCUCAAGGAGGGAAUGCACUUACAGCUUACGCCUUGUACAAGAUUGCAACACCAGCUAGAUAUGCUGUUACAUUAGGUGGAACAUCUAUUAGUGUUAAAUAUCUACGGAGGUAUGGCUAUUUGUCUACACCACCAUUGGUGAAAGACUAUUUACAGGACAAAAUGGAAGAAACUAGAGACAUCAUUAGUGGAAAAAUGGAAGAAACAAAGGAUAAAAUUUCUGAAAAGCUAAUGGAAACCAAAGAUAAAGUUUCUUUCAGAAAGAAAAAAGAAGAGUAGCAAUCCAUCCAUUUAAAAAAAUAUGUACGGUAUUUCAUGACUAUUCCAAGCUGAAAACACACUUUAUUUGAUUGCAUUUUUCUAAUUGUAAAGAAUCUGUCAUUCUGGUCACAUUUGUCUUUAUUCUACCACCAAAUGCAUUUUUUCGGUUUAAAGUUUGGACUCUUUAAAGGACCUA
Molecule: messenger RNA, 1230 nt
Organism: Pelobates fuscus (common spadefoot toad)
Lineage: Eukaryota; Metazoa; Chordata; Amphibia; Anura; Pelobatidae
Gene: MIMS1
Product: family with sequence similarity 210 member A
Exons: 4
Coding region: 279-1052 (257 amino acids)
Cellular component (GO): mitochondrion
Source: RefSeq, a predicted model, not a curated record